UCAGGACGGCCACCGCGUCGUCGGGCGCGGAGCUGGGCCGGCCCCGGCAGCUGUCGCCCGCUUCGUAGCCCGAACCGCCGGUCCGCGCCCGUUCCCUUCGCCCUUCGCCCUUCGCCCCUCGCCUCGUCCGGCCCUCCGCGGCCCGGCGCCGGCGCGUUAUGCUGCCGUUGGCGCGUCCUGCGCGGCCCCGCUGAGUCUCGGAGCGGCGGCGAUCGCGGCUGGGGGUCACCAUGCCUACCCGAGUGUGUUGCUGCUGCUCCGCGUUGCGUCCUCGCUACAAGCGCCUGGUGGACAACAUAUUCCCCGAAGACCCCAAAGAUGGCCUUGUUAAGGCCGACAUGGAGAAACUGACGUUUUAUGCGGUGUCUGCCCCGGAGAAACUGGAUCGGAUCGGCUCUUACCUGGCGGAGAGGUUGAGCCGGGAUGUCGUCAGGCACCGCUCUGGGUACGUUUUAAUUGCCAUGGAGGCUUUGGACCAGCUUCUGAUGGCUUGCCACUCCCAAAGCAUCAAGCCAUUUGUAGAAAGCUUUCUUCAUAUGGUGGCAAAGCUUCUGGAAUCAGGGGAGCCAAAGCUUCAAGUCCUUGGAACAAAUUCUUUUGUCAAAUUUGCAAAUAUCGAAGAGGACACUCCGUCCUAUCACAGACGUUACGACUUCUUUGUGUCCCGCUUCAGUGCCAUGUGCCACUCCUGCCACAGCGAUCCCGAAACACGAACAGAAAUUCGAAUUGCUGGGAUCAGGGGUAUUCAAGGCGUGGUUCGCAAAACAGUUAAUGAUGAACUUCGGGCUACAAUUUGGGAACCCCAGCAUAUGGAUAAAAUUGUGCCGUCUCUGCUGUUCAACAUGCAGAAGAUAGAGGAGGUCGACAGCCGCAUAGGCCCUCCUGCCUCCCCCUCCGCGGCAGACAAGGAGGAGAAUCCCGCUGUGCUGGCUGAGAACUGUUUCCGCGAGCUGCUGGGCCGCGCGACCUUCGGGAACAUGAAUAACGCCGUCAGACCGGUGUUUGCGCAUUUAGAUCAUCACAAACUAUGGGAUCCUAAUGAGUUUGCGGUUCACUGCUUUAAAAUUAUAAUGUAUUCCAUUCAGGCUCAGUAUUCUCACCACGUGAUCCAGGAGAUUCUGGGGCACCUCGAUGCUCGCAAGAAAGACCCGCCCCGGGUUCGCGCCGGUAUUAUUCAGGUUCUGUUGGAGGCUGUCGCCAUCGCUGCUAAAGGCUCCAUAGGGCCCACGGUGCUGGAGGUGUUCAACACCCUGCUGAAGCACCUGCGCCUCAGCGUGGAGCUGGAAGCCAGUGACCUGCAGGAGGGGUCCGUGGGCAGUGCCGGCCUAAACACGGGCUCCAAAGACAACGAAGAGAAGAUUGUGCAGAAUGCUAUCAUCCAGACCAUAGGGUUUUUUGGCAGCAACCUGCCAGACUACCAGCGCUCGGAAAUCAUGAUGUUCAUCAUGGGGAAAGUGCCGGUGUUUGGGGCGUCCACCCACACCCUGGACGUCGGGCAGCUCGGGGACUUGGGGACCAGGAGGAUUCAGAUCAUGCUGCUGAGGUCUCUCCUUAUGGUCACCUCUGGCUACAAAGCCAAGACGAUUGUCACCGCGCUGCCUGGGUCCUUUCUGGACCCUCUGUUGUCAGCAUCCCUCAUGGAAGACUACGAGCUGAGACAGUUGGUCUUGGAAGUGAUGCACAACCUCAUGGAUCGCCAUGACAACAGGGCGAAGCUUCGAGGGAUCAGAAUAAUACCUGAUGUAGCUGACCUGAAGAUCAAAAGAGAAAAAAUUUGUAGACAAGACACAAGUUUUAUGAAAAAGAACGGGCAACAGCUAUACCGACACAUAUAUUUGGGCUGUAAAGAGGAAGACAAUGUUCAGAAAAACUAUGAGUUACUUUAUACUUCUCUUGCUCUUAUAACUAUCGAAUUGGCCAAUGAAGAAGUGGUUAUUGAUCUCAUUCGCUUAGCCAUUGCUCUGCAGGACAGCGCGAUCAUCAACGAGGACAGCCUGCCCAUGUUCCACCGCUGCGGGAUCAUGGCGCUGGUCGCCGCGUACCUCAACUUUGUGAGCCAGAUGAUCGCCGUGCCCGCUUUCUGCCAGCAUGUGUCCAAGGUUAUUGAAAUUCGAACUAUGGAAGCCCCUUACUUUCUGCCAGAGCACAUUUUCAGAGAUAAGUGCAUGCUCCCCAAAUCCCUGGAGAAGCACGACAAAAGUCUGUACUUCCUCACCAACAAGAUCGCAGAGUCCCUCGGGGGCAGCGGCUACAGCGUGGAGAGGCUGUCGGUGCCCUACGUGCCGCAGGUCACAGAUGAAGAUCGACUUUCUAGGAGAAAAAGCAUUGUGGACACAGUAUCCAUUCAAGUGGAUAUUUUACCCAGCAACGCCCCGUCGGACGAUGUGGUGAGUAACACUGAAGAAAUCACCUUUGAAACAUUAAAGAAAGCAAUUGAUACCAAUGGAAUGGAAGAGCAGGAGAAGGAAAAGAGGCGUCUCGUCAUUGAGAAAUUCCAGAAGGCACCUUUUGAAGAAAUAGCAGCGCAGUGCGAAUCCAAAGCAAAUUUACUUCACGACAGACUCACUCAAAUACUGGAGCUCACCAUACGUCCUCCCCCGAGCCCGUCGGGAACACUGACCAUCACCUCUGGGCAUGCCCAGUACCAGUCCGUCCCAGUCUACGAGAUGAAGUUCCCAGAUCUGUGUGUGUACUGAGUGGCUCAGGAAGACCUCAGCAGAGGAGUUGAAAGCCUAAAAUUCAAGGCCAGGCGGUUUGUUUCCAAGGUUUACUGAAUGCGUAUUAGCAUACCUCUUGAAAAUAACGACGGAACUGACCUUUGACCAAAUGCUUGGCACACCAUAUUAGAGACUUAGCAACUGUAUGUGAUUUAGAGUACUUUUGAAGGUAGAUUUAUGCCAUGUUAAUUUCUUUUGAAGUUCCUGUUGUCUUUUAAAGUUGAACAUGUAUCGGUCUCAAAAUUAUUUCAUUGUAAAACAGUGUAUUUUAAACUUUUCAAAAACAUGUAAUUUUUUUAAAGUAAGCCUUCGGAGGGUUGAAAGAUGUACGAUGUGUCUACUGUAUUCCUUAAACGUCUGCAUAACUGCUUGAAGUAGCACUGCUCUGGGUUCCGGCCAGCUGCGAAAGCAGACACACCCAAGGACGGCCCCGGGCCGCAGAACGGCUCGGGGGCUCCUCGCCCACGUGCCACGCGCCGUGGCGGGCUGGCGUCCCUGUAGUCGUUCGCCGUGGCGGUGCGUGAUGGGCGCCCCUCAGCCUGUGUGCGGCAGUGAGUUGCACUGGGAAUACUCACAGAGCCUGACCCUGAAGUCGCUGUGCUCUGAAGUGUCGCGCUGCUGUCAUGCUGUGUCUCCUGCCUGAGUCUGCGCAUCGACCGAGAGAGGGCGGACCGUGCAAUUCUGUUUACGCCCGUGUGCCCGUUUACAGACUGCGCUCUAGACUAGAGUCCUGUUCCGCUUUCGCUCCGUUCGUUAAACGAGCUCUCUAUUUACAGUGGCUCCUAGUUCACCUGUGAAGAGUGUACAUUUUGGUUUUUAUUAAGAGCACAUUAAUUUACACUUUUAUAUAUUGUGCAUUGUCUUAAAUCCUCAUCAUAGUCAGAAAACUACCGAAACGGACUCUGAGUUUGUUGGACCUGAACUGUAGCCGGUAUGCAUUUCCGUUGGGGGUUUGCUACAGGACGCCGGGGCGGGCGCCCGGAGGACUGGCCGUCGGAGGAAGCCCCUGUCGGCGGCGGAAGGUGCCCCGUGCACCUGUGCUGACACCCAUCGCGUGUGGACGGGCCCACGGUGUGUUCUUAAAACGAUUCGCGCUUCGGUGAGCCCCCUCACACGGCAGAACGAACAGCUUUCUCCGUGAGUGUUACCACAUUCUCUUCGAGCAUUUUUAUAAAUAACCUGUUUAUAGUUCUUCCUUUUCAGAUUUUAUUUCUUCAUAAUCCAAGAAUAUACCUAUCAAAAAUUGUAGCUCAGAAAAAAAAUUCCGUUUUUGGCUUUUGUUUUUGUUUGGAAAAUUGUAGUGAAGGAUGGCCUGGUACACCUUUAGGCUGAGGAUUAUUUGGGCACCCGUAGUGGAAACAGAAAAACGUAACGAAGCAUACUCAAAAAUUUCUGAGUAUUUAAACCGAAGGGCAGCGUCCUGAGACAAGUGGCAGAAGACUCCAGUCCCGCACGCCUGUCCAGGACACUCGGACGUGCGGGCGCUCCAGUCAAGGGCGGGGAGGGGGCUCGUCGCCCGAGUGACAGGGCUGUCCCCGCCGGGGUGCAGGCCCGCUGCCUCCGUCACUGCACUGGUUUCUCGGUCGGCUGAAGUGUUUCACCAUUUAAUAGGCCAAAUGUUACCGGCUUUUCUUUUUUAAUUUCCCUUUUUUUUUCUGUAUUUUUAAAGAAGGAUAUUCAUUUUUGACAGUGCAUUUAAAAAAUCAAAGCAGGGGGACAUGCAAAAACAAUCAUCCACUUGGAUGUCAUUUUAUAGAUGAACACUGUGUGCUUUUGUACAAACAAGCGUGCAAUUUAAUAGUGUAAGAGAAGAAGAUAUAUAUUUGUUUGCACUCAUGCGGAACAGACGUGGCCGCGCAGAGGCUCACGUUUCUCUGUGACGCGUCAGCGCGUGCGUGUGCUGUGCGUGAAGGACCGCCGUUUGAACCGCCGCCUCUGCCCCCGCCCCGGGUUGGCCUGUGAACUGUUGGCUGGCGCCCUGUGGGGCAGCGUUGUGUCUGACCCACAGCAGACUCUGUGUGCGCUGUGGGCCUGGUCUCGCUAACAGCGACUCCCCAGCCGUGGGUCUUGCUCUCGGUUUGCCCCUUCCCGGAGACCCGGCAGGGAGCGGCGUGCACACUGUAUCGUAUCCGGUUUUGAGACUGAAAGCGUAGGGUCUGUUGAAGUGCACUGCAUUGCUAUAUUUUUGUAGAUAUGUAAAAUUCUUAAUAAACUGUUAAAUCACUUUCUCUUUGUGGUAUGCAGAUGCUUAUAUCAUUCUGUAUUUUUUCUGGACGUUGAACAGUUAACAUUUAAGCAUUCCUCCUACACUUGUGUUGUCUUGGGUCAUAGGGUUUCACUGUCAGUGGAGUCAGCCUGAACACACACGCACACACACACAGACACGCACACACUUCCUUGGCACUUCCGAACUCGCGAUCUUCCCGAGUGAUGGAACACUUUACCAGCAGUUAACUUCCGCCCCUCAAAGUGUCUCUCAUCUUUUUGUCUGAAACCGAUUCGUGGCAACAUAUGUAAUAAGUGUAAUGAAGUGAGCUUUUGGAAAUGUGAAAAAAUUCACUGUGCAAUUCAUAUGUAAGCAAUAAAAAAAUCAAAAUA
Phyllostomus hastatus (greater spear-nosed bat) is the source of this 5315-nucleotide messenger RNA. RefSeq names its product EFR3 homolog A (gene EFR3A). Gene Ontology annotation, cellular component: plasma membrane. Gene Ontology annotation, biological process: protein localization to plasma membrane. Bases 231 to 2696 code for a protein of 821 amino acids. NCBI's taxonomy places the organism in Eukaryota, Metazoa, Chordata, Mammalia, Chiroptera, Phyllostomidae. The transcript has 23 exons. The record is from RefSeq and is a predicted model, not a curated record.